Molecule: messenger RNA, 1786 nt
Organism: Sipha flava (yellow sugarcane aphid)
Lineage: Eukaryota; Metazoa; Arthropoda; Insecta; Hemiptera; Aphididae
Gene: T48
Exons: 7
Coding region: 439-1614 (391 amino acids)
Source: RefSeq, a predicted model, not a curated record
GUGCGUGUGCGUAUGAAAGAGACGGUCCCCGUCGACAAUAUGUAGAAUGCGAGCGGAGCGGUAGAUAGCGAGAGAUGAAUACUAGUAUGUAGGAUGUGUUGAUUGUUGUGCCCGUGCCUACGUUAUAUUUUUUUUUCCGCAUUACGAAUAAUAUUUUUAUAUAAUAAUAUUCACGACAACCGACGAACAGUGCGCUGUGCCCAUCUACUACAUACUAAUUACUACUACUGCUGCUGCUACGCUCGGAUCCGUUUGUCAGAUUUCGUUUUACUUUUUUCUUUUUUUUUUUUUUUUUGAACGUUGUGGGCAACGGAAUUCGUCCGGAUAUUGUUGUUUCCUCGCAAACACAGCAUUCGGAUGACGGCGUGAAACGUUUUCGCGUCACCGACUAUGAGCGCUCACCAUCCAGAUUUCGGGAAAUGACCAUGAGAGGAAAUUAUGAGUUGGAUUCCGAGAAAAAUACAACUGGUAAUCGUUUCGAUUCUGAUCAUAGCCGAGACGGUGUAUUCUUACGCAGACAGUACCGGUGCACCAGAAAAGUGUAAUGAAUCGCGUUCAGAUUGUCUGAAAUGUGAUGUCGAUGGCAUUUGUAAGAAAUGCAGAAAGGUAUUGAUUGUAGCUACAGGUCAAUGCGCUGAAACUUGUCCGUCAGGCUACGAACACUCAUGGUCUACAAAUGAUCAUCAAAUGGGCCGUGUGUGCUCAUUAACUGAUAAUAUCUUCUUUGGUAGUAUUAGACUAUCAGGUCAAGUUGUUGCAAUCGCUAUUGGUGUUGUCAUCGGAGUUCUUAUAGUUACAACUAUUUUAAUAAUUGUAGGAAUGGUGGUCAAAUUUAAAAAAUGUUCUAAUCUUAGAUCAAAAUCUCGUAUGUCGCCAAGUUUAGGACCUUUGAAUAGUGGUUCUCACCGAAGUCAAGAAAGUGAUGACUGUGAUCGAUUAGAGUUUUUCAAACAGUUGGAAAAGUUAAGACCUGAAGCACCAGUGUUUUUGUCAAUGUUAAAUGAAACUAGAAAACAGGUACGAGAACUUCGAGGGCCUACCCGACAACAUUCUGCAAUACAAGCAUAUCGACCUGUUUUAAAAGACUUAUCUAGAAUUUUAAUAUUACUUAACAAAGAAGAUUGUUUUUUAAAUCCUCCUACUGACUGGGAAAUUUUAUUGGCUUGGGGUGAUAGAGUUCUACGAAGAUACAAAAAGCAACAUCCUAUUAUGAUUACUCAAACUAAUACUGAGCAUUUUAAUGACAAACCAAUUCAGUUAACUACAUUUACAAAUAGUAAAAGACACAGGCCAUUAUCAGCUUCUUCAUCAUCACCGUCUCGUUUUAAACAACUUGCAAUCUCAGUUUUUGAUGAUAACUAUAAUGAUCACAACAGACAUCCAGAUGAGAAUGACGAGGUGAUCAUGUUACGAGAUAAGACUGUAUCAAGUUUUGGUCGAUCCACUAGUCCCGCUUCUCUUUCCUUGUUAGAAGCAAAUGCAUCUAAAAGUAUGUUAGUUGCUGAAUGGAAUGCUGAAAUGCCACCUUAUAAUUGUUACUCAACUACUACUGAUGAGGAUGAUUUCUUCACUCUUGGUUUCAGACCACAAGAUGAAAUAACAACAGAACUUUAGCAUUCACUAUUGGUUUGUACAUCACUUUUAUUUAUCUAAUUUGUUAAAAGUAUGGUUGUUGAUUUUUCCGGUUAAGGGAUCAACUACCAAAACUAUUACUAAAUUAUGUAUAAGUUGUAUUUUAUAAAUUGUUUUUAUUGUACCAAAAAGAAUAUCAAAUCCAUAUAUUGUA